This is a messenger RNA of Cottoperca gobio, 1428 nucleotides long. Its product is annotated as C-type lectin domain family 18 member A-like. Bases 1 to 1335 code for a protein of 444 amino acids. The transcript has 12 exons. Lineage: Eukaryota; Metazoa; Chordata; Actinopteri; Perciformes; Bovichtidae. The record is from RefSeq and is a predicted model, not a curated record.
AUGGGGUCUGGAACAGCGUCCCGGUGUUUGGAUCUGUUUCUCUUUUUGUCUCUGCUGCCCCCGUUUAUCACCGCGAACCGGAUAAUCACAGACACACCGGAGCCCCAGAAAUCCACCAUCACCGGGCUCGGGGUGAAGGAGCACUCGCAGAUCGUUGCUCAGCACAAUAGACUGCGCAGCCGGGUCAAACCCAUGGCAGCUAACAUGCAAAAAAUGGAGUGGAAUGAGAAGUUGGCCUUGCUUGCAAAGGAGAGGGCGGUGUUGUGUCACACAGACCCGCCUCCUGAACGCUCCUCGUCUUUCAGUCACAUCGGCUGGAACACACACCUCUCUGCUUAUGGUGUCACCUCCAUUUCUGACACCAUACACUCUUGGUUUGAGGAGGGGAAAGAUUUUCUCUACUUGAGUGGGCAAUGUUGGGAGAACGCCACCUGUCAACACUAUACACAGUUGGUGUGGGCCACUUCGAGUCACGUGGGCUGUGCCAGCCAGCUGUGUCGGAGAGAAGGAGACCUCUGGGAGAUGUUUGUCUGUGCAUAUUACCCUGGGGGUAACUGGGAGGUGAACGGUCGGCUGGUGAUGCCCUAUAACUCGGGGCUGUACUGCUCGCUCUGCACAUCUUCCAUGUCUGGCUGCUUUAGACUGUGGGACCAUGUAGGUGGAUUAUGUGAGAUUCCAAGGAAUCCGUGUCGAAUGAGUUGUGGUCAACACGGCCAUCUUAACAUCUCAUCCUGCAAGUGCAUGUGUGACCCGGGCUACACCGGACGCCUCUGCCAGGUACGGUGUAGUGUGCAGUGUCUACACGGUCGUUUCAAAGAAGAAGAAUGCUCUUGCUUGUGUGAUGUUGGCUAUGGUGGUGCUGAGUGUGCAGAGAAAGUGCCGUUUCCUUUCCAGAGCUGUGAUAUGAUGAUAGAUGGUGAUUGCUUCAUGGUGUCUUCAGAAGCGGACACAUACUAUGGAGCCAAGAGUCACUGUCAGGAACGAAGUGGGAUUCUAGCUCAGAUCCACAACCAGAAGGUUCAGGACAUCCUGGCGUUUUAUCUCAGUCAGCUGAAGACGGGCAACGAGGUCACCAACACUGACUUUGAGACACAAAACUUCUGGAUCGGUUUGACGUAUAAGCCUCUGAAAGACUCAUUUCGCUGGGACACAGGAGAGAUCCCUAGAUUCAGCAGCUUUGCCUUUGGGCAACCUGACAACCAAGGCUUUGGAAACUGUGUAGAGCUGCGGGCGUCGAGUGCCUUUAACUGGAACGACCAGCGAUGUAAAACGCAGAACCGAUACAUUUGCCUGCAUGCUGCAGAACACAUUGCCCGGUGGGAGGAUGGCAGGUGACCUGGAUUUCUCAAAGGGAUGAAACUAGGUGUGCACUACGUGCUAAAUGUUGAUUGGGACAAUGGCCACUAAUUUGUUAUUGUUUUUAUGUAA